Molecule: messenger RNA, 996 nt
Organism: Durusdinium trenchii
Lineage: Eukaryota; Dinophyceae; Suessiales; Symbiodiniaceae
Source: the annotation of a GenBank genome assembly
AUGUCUGGUGAUUGGCUGCGGAACAAUCUCGCUCGUCCGAUCGACGGAGCCUCGUUAGGGCUCUUUCGGAUUUUGUGGGGAUUACUGAUGGUCUGGGAGUCGAUCAGGAAGCUCCCCAAGGCCGAUGGCAUGUACUCGCCAACCUUCUUUCAUUUCAAGUAUGAGCACUUCUAUUUCGUCGAGCCGCUGCCUGAAAUCUGGAUGAUGCAGGCUGAGAUUACUUUGAUGUUGAUCGCAGCGAUCUUCGUGACGAUUGGCUGGUUUUACCGCCCUGCUGCGGCCGUGUUUCUAGUGGUCUUCACCCAUCUCUUUUUGAUCGAGAAGAUUUACUACAACAAUCACUUCUACCUGACGAUUCUUAUCGGCUUCCUGCUUAUGUUUUGUCAGGCCGACCGCUGCUUUCGGCUGCCGAUGUUCUGGAAGAAGCAGAAGAGCAGCGAACCAAGUGCGCAGCAGCAAGCAGCCCUCUUUCCGACACGGAUCUGGUUGUAUGAGCAGAAUCCCGGUUGGACGGAAGUGGGGCAAUGCUUCUCCUGGCGUAUGAUGCUGCGGACGAAAGAUGCCUUCAUGCAUCUGAAGUUUGAUCCACCUGAAGCGGAACGCUAUUUGGAGCAGCAUCCAGAAAUAUUGCCAGUGAUCAGCGAGGCACAUGUCUUACGCAUGUCGAAGAAUCCGCUGUUCAUUAAGCAAUAUGUCCAGAAGCUUGAUUCCAUUCUUGAGGCAGAAGGGAUCACUGACGUGGAGAUUCGCUGCAUCGGGGUCGCCUCGAUGAACGGUCGUCCCUACCAGUUCCUGGUUGAUCCAGAGGUCGAUCUGACACAGGUCUCUUCUGGACUAUGGGAAGUCCCCGACUGGAUUGUGCCGUUGGACAAACACCGCAAACCGGGACAGUACCCACAAAAUCCCGCUGAACGAAAGAAGAUGAUUGCCGGUGUUUAUCAGGACUACAUCGAGCAGCGCAAACCGGAUGUAGAAAAUAAAAAGCGAGUCAAGUAU